CGCACGGCGCCGUGUUUACAGCGAACACGACAGACUGCAGACUGAGCUGGAGAGGCUGCUGUGAUUGUACCUUCACAUUAAUCUGUCUAACGACGCGGCCCGUCGUGCUAUCGGCGGAAGGCAUUGGAUAAGCAAGAGGACCUGUGCGACCCUAGGGCAGCAAGGUCAAAUACUGCGCGUUCCCUCUGUAUGAAAGUAUAUUGUCGCUACCACAACAACGCGGUGCGUGUGUGCAUGAUGAGAGGCUGAGGAGGAGGAGGAGGCGGUGUAGAGGGAGGCUGCGGUCUGAAACCACAUUUUACCCUGGAUACUUCGACACUAACUAACGUCGCUCACACAAGGGAGCUGUGUAUAAACAUAAUAUGAUGUUGUGUGACUCGGACCAACUAUUUCCAUCCUGUUUUUAAAAAGGGGUCCUAGUCGUUUUCUGCCUUCUGGCUGAUGAUCCUCCAGCAGCGGGACGCCGAACGUUUUUUUCCUUCCCGAUAUGGAGUGUGAAGAUGCGGAUUACAGAGGAAUUCCCGUUAUUGGUUUAACCGCAUCGGUUUUAUUGCACACGUCAACACGGUGUUGUUUUUUCUGGCAAGAAUAAACAGCCAUGCAUACGCAUUUUCUUUCUGGAGGGGUAAAGCGGUGAUUGUUUUUGGAACACGACUGGACUCCCAUUAGGAAGCGUGAGCGCUACGCUGCUAGCUUAUUUGUAGUAGCGUUAGCUUUAGCUCCUCUGGCCGGCUAUCUGCUAAAGGUGCUGGCUGGAGACUGGUCGUUUCAAUCAUUUCGACCAGUUUUUGUUGAUAGUUCAUCCCCCCCUUGUCAUAUUUAUUGUCUACAUUUGGGAGGGUUUACUCAAUCAGGAAUGAGGUCACGAACGGAAAGGAACCGCUUGACCUUGUUUUGGGGUCUGAUGCUGGGUCUGUCGUCCUGCCUCCGGCCCGCCACCACAGAGAUCUGUGGUCCCAGCAUCGACAUUGGCAAUGAUGUCAGUGAAUUCAGGCGUUUAGAGAACUGCACAGUGGUGGAGGGCUCCUUGCAGAUCCUCCUCAUCGGUGACAAAAACAACAACAACAUCAACCAGGAACUCUUCCGCACCCUCAGCUUCCCCAAGUUAACCAUGAUCACCGACUACCUGCUGCUGUUCAGAGUGUCCGGCCUGGACAGUCUGAGCACGCUGUUUCCCAACCUCACUGUCAUACGCGGACGUAACCUAUUCUACAACUACGCUCUGGUAAUCUUUGAGAUGACCAGCCUGAAGGACAUCGGUCUGUACAGCCUGCGGAAUAUCACCCGCGGUGCCAUCCGCAUUGAGAAGAACCCGGAGCUCUGCUACCUGGACUCUGUCGACUGGUCCCUCAUCAUGGAUGCAGAGUUCAACAAUUACAUUGCAGGGAACAAGCAGUCCAAGGAGUGCAGUGAUGUUUGUCCAGGCAUCAUGGAGAACAACCCACAGUGCAGAAAGACCAUGUUUAACGACAACUACAACUACCGCUGCUGGAACUCCUAUCACUGCCAGAAAGAAUGCCCCGAGAAGUGUGAACGAAAAGUGUGCACAACAGAGGGCGAGUGCUGCCACCCUCAGUGUCUAGGCAGCUGCACAGUCCCUGAUAGUGACACAGCAUGUGCCGCAUGUGUGCAUUACUACCAUCAAGGGCGCUGUGUGGCUGACUGCCCUCCUGGAACCUACAAGUUCGAGGGCUGGCGCUGCAUCAGUGCUGAGCUAUGCUCCAAAUUCCACCUCCCCGAAUAUUACAGCUUUAUCAUCCACGAUGGAGAGUGUAUGCCAGAAUGCCCAUCUGGGUACACGCGCACUGCACCCAACAGUAUGUACUGUACAGCCUGUGAUGGUCUGUGUGAUAAAGUAUGUGACGAGAAGGUCAUCGACUCCAUGGAUGCUGCUCAGUCUCUCAAAGGCUGCACUGUUAUCAAAGGCAACCUGCAUAUCAACAUCCGCAGAGGCCACAACAUGGUGGCAGAGCUGGAGAGUUUCACAGGUUUAAUCCAGAGGGUGACGGGCUAUGUGAGGAUCAGACACUCCCACACUCUGAGCUCCCUGGCCUUCCUCCGCAGUCUCCGAUACAUCGAUGGAGAGCAGCUUCUGGAUGACAUGUACGCCUUCUCAGCAUUCGACAACCAGCAGCUACAAUAUCUUUGGGACUGGAAACAGCACAAUCUCACCAUCAAAACAGGAAAGCUGUUCUUCAGAGCCAACCCAAAGCUCUGCAUGUCUGAGAUCCGCAGCAUGUGGGAAAAGACGGGCACCCAGGGCCACUUUGAUGAGAGCGAUUUCCGAAACAACGGAGACCGAGCCAGCUGUGAAAGUACUAUCCUUAGGUUUAAGUCCAACAGCACCAGCAACACAAGGAUCAAACUGACCUGGCAACGGUACCGGCCGCCCGACUAUAGAGACCUCAUCAGUUUUAUUGUUUACUACAAGGAGGCACCAUACCAGAACAUCACAGAGUUCGAGGGGCAGGAUGGUUGUGGCUCCAACAGCUGGAACAUGGUGGACGUGGAGCUGAGACCAGACAAGGACUCUGACCCCGGAGUUUUACUGUCCGCCCUGAAGCCCUGGACGCAGUACGCCAUCUUCGUCAAAGCUAUCACACUGAUGGUGGAAGACAAACAUAUGCCAAGUGCCAAGAGCAAGGUGGUCUACAUCCGGACCAGCCCCUCGGCGCCCUCCAUGCCUCAGGAUGUGCGAGCAUAUUCUAACUCCUCAACGCAGCUGGUAGUGCGUUGGUCUCCCCCUGUCUCACCAAAUGGAAACCAGACAUACUACCUGGUCAGAUGGCAGCAACAAGCUGAAGACAGAGAGCUGUACCAGCACAACUACUGCUCCAAAGAGCUGAAGAUCCCCAUAAGGAUUGCUGCUAUCGGUGUGGGAGAUCAGGAAGAUGACACCAAGCCUAUGAAGCCAGAUACUGAGGGGGCAGAUAAAGGUCCGUGUUGCCCCUGCCCCAAGUCAGUGGAGGACCUGGAGGCAGAAGCUGCUGAUGCCUCCUACCGAAAAGUCUUUGAAAAUUUCCUGCACAACUCAAUCUUUACACCACGGCCACCAGAUCGCCGCCGUAGAGAUGUCUUUGCCAUCGCCAACGCCACUCACUCCCGGCACAACCGUCUGCACACCAACAGUACCACUGUGCCUCCUCUCCAAGCCACUGGUAACAACAGCAGCACCACCGCUUACGUAGAGCCAGCAGACAGGGAGUACAAGUUCAAGGAGAAAUCUGUGACAGAGCGCGAGUUGCAGAUCUCUGGCCUGCAGCCAUUCACGGUUUACCGCAUUGACAUUCACGCCUGCAAUGGACAGGUUCAACGUUGCAGUGCGGCAGAGUUCGUCUUCUCCAGAACCAAGCCUGCAGAAAAGGCCGACGACAUACCGGGCCCGGUGACCUGGGAGGGCCAUGAGGACUGGGUGUUUCUGCGCUGGCCCGAACCCACUCACCCCAACGGACUCAUCCUUAUGUACGAGAUCAAGUUUAAACUAGCCACUGAGACUGAAAAACACGAGUGCGUGUCUGGUCAGAUGUAUCAAGCCCAGCGUGGUGUUCGGCUUUCCAACCUCAGCCCGGGAAACUACUCUGUGAGAGUGAGAGCCACGUCACUGGCUGGCAACGGCUCCUGGACACAGACUGUGGAUCUUUAUGUGGCUGAACGAUAUGAAAACGCCCUCUAUGCUAUGAUCUUUGUUCCCGUCGCCAUCAUCCUCUUCAUCUGCCUUUUCAUCACAAUGCUGGUGGUCUUCAACAAGAAAAGGAACAGUGACCGUCUUGGGAAUGGAGUCCUGUAUGCCUCUGUCAACCCAGAGUACUUCAGUGCUGCAGAAAUGUAUGUACCAGAUGAAUGGGAGGUGGCGCGGGAGAAGAUCUGCCUCAGCCGCGAGCUUGGCCAGGGCUCGUUCGGCAUGGUGUACGAGGGCCUGGCAAAGGGCGUGGUCAAGGACGAGCCGGAGACGAGGGUCGCCAUCAAGACUGUCAACGAGUCGGCCAGCAUGAGGGAGAGGAUAGAGUUUCUCAACGAAGCGUCCGUCAUGAAAGAGUUUAACUGUCACCAUGUGGUCCGUCUCCUGGGAGUGGUUUCUCAGGGCCAGCCCACCUUGGUCAUCAUGGAGCUGAUGACGCGAGGCGACCUGAAGAGUUACCUACGCUCCCUCCGACCCAAAGAGCAACAGUGGUCGAGCCUGUCUCUCCCUCCGCUGAAGAAGAUGCUUCAGAUGGCAGGACAGAUCGCUGAUGGCAUGGCGUACCUCAACGCCAACAAGUUUGUCCACAGAGAUCUAGCAGCCAGGAACUGCAUGGUGGCUGAGGACUUUGCUGUUAAAAUAGGAGAUUUCGGCAUGACCAGAGAUAUCUAUGAGACGGAUUACUACCGCAAAGGUGGUAAGGGUUUGCUCCCUGUGCGCUGGAUGUCACCAGAGUCUCUGAAAGAUGGAGUCUUCACCACUAACUCUGAUGUUUGGUCGUUCGGGGUUGUACUGUGGGAGAUUGCCACUCUGUCAGAGCAGCCCUACCAGGGUCUGUCCAAUGAGCAGGUUCUGCGCUUUGUCAUGGAGGGCGGGCUGCUGGACAAACCUCAGAACUGUCCUGACAUGCUGUUCGAGCUGAUGCGAAUGUGCUGGCAGUACAAUCCUAAGAUGCGUCCCUCUUUCGUGGAGAUCAUCAGCAGCCUAAAGGACGAACUUGAACCAUCUUUUAAAGAGGUUAGUUUCUUCUACAGCGCUGAUCACAAGCCAGCCGAAAAUCCACAGGUCCACUUGGAGAAAAUGGACAACAUGGACGAGGUUCCCCUGGACCCCCCUGCUUCCACACAGCCACAGCCACCCCCCACCCCCCAACAGACCCCACCCUCACCGAGCUCAGAGGUUCCACCUGCCCCCUCACUAAGCCCCGCCUCCCCUUCCUUUCCCUGUACGUCGGCGGCUGCUGCCAUGGACAAGCAAGCGUCCACCCAGCAGGCGGCCAACGGGCUGUCGGGUCCAAGUCUUGCAGCGGGAUCGGGGGUCGGGACAAGUGCGGGCGUUGCAAUGCGUCCGUCUUUGGAAGAACUGCCACCGUAUGCACACAUGAACGGAGGGCGCAAAAAUGAACGUGCCAUGCCCCUCCCGCAGUCGUCUGCCUGCUGAUAGGACAGAGACACCCACCAGACUGCAAACCCUGCCUCCUGCUGCUCAACAGAGGCCGAUGUCACAGUGGGGCAUAUCUCUCUUUGGUUUUUUUUUUGUCGUUUUUUAGAUAAAAUGCUACCGUCUACCAGCUGGGUGUGGCUACUCGUGAGGAGCAAAGACUCACGGGAAGGCGGAGAAAGAAAUGGUUAUUUCAUGCUCUGCUGUAACUCCACACACUUUUUUUUUCAUAUUAUUUAACUUUUGGUUUCUACCAGCUGGCUGUCAGGUAUGACACUGCCCUUGCUGCUGAGUGAAGGAAAGGAAAAAGUGAUGUAAAAAAAAAUAAUUGGGAGAAAUCUCAGUAUCUCUCUCUCUCUCUCUCUCUCUCUGUUAAUAGCUGAACGUAUUUUAUAAAUUGUUGUUUGCUACUUUUUUAUAUGCAUUUCCAAAUGGGAAAAGGCCUUUAUAAAUGACUGGCAUUUUGAUGGCUUUUGGGCGGGCAUUAUGGUGAAGCAUAUCAAAUGAAAAAGAGGUCAGUGUCUCCCUCAGUCAUCUUGUUGCUCUGCAGGCUGGGUGUCCACGUAAUGCCAGGUCAACAGCCAGUCUGCUUAAAAUGAACAACCAGAGGGAGAUAGGUCAAAUCUGCCAAACUCGUUGCCAAAAUUUGAUCUGUUUUUACACGGUUCUGACGUCCCUCUACAGUUCCGCAUCACUCCUGUGUUGCUAUUAAAUAUUGUACAGCUCCUGUAUUCUAUCAGAUUGAUAUCGUAGACCUUGGUUAGAUCGGCGUGUCUGAGAUCGAGCCACAUCUUGUCACAGUGCUGUUUAUUUACAGUUUAACUGCCAAAUCCAAUCAGCAAAGAAGCAAAAAAAUAAAUAAAAAAGGAAAAAAAAGAUGAAGACUGCAAAGGGAAAUGUAUAAAAAAUGGGGGGGGGGGGGAACAACUCUAGAUUUAUGUCUCGGUUGGGUUGUGCUCAAUGCUCCGAGGCAUCCUUGCUACAUACCAAGUUUUUUUGGACUAGUUAGUCAACGUUACAUUAACACCAUCUCAACAUGGGCAGAGCAUUUAUGUACACACCAGUAAUUUGUGUCACUUUUUUAACUUUUAUAUGGUUGGAGACAUUUAUUGUGUACAGAAAGAGGCUGCUAUUCUUUAUUUCUCUUGUGGUUGUAAUAUAGUUAAUAUCUAUAUAUAUAAAAAGAGAACUCCUUCAGGUUGGAUCUACGAACGUUUCCACUACAAUCCUUUUUUUUUUUUCAUAUAUACAUAUAUAUAUAUAUAUAUACAUAUAUAUAUAUAUCUGACCUAGUUUCAUUUCUGUUUGACAAUUCACCUUGUGUUUUCAAAAGCGCUGCAAUGGUUACGUCCCCUUCUGUCUGACUAGAGGACAGGAAGUAGUGCCAGUGACCAUCAGUGUUCUCCCAGGACACGUUAAGACCUCGGUCCUCUAAAGGUUUGGACUGGACCAGCUCUACCCAUCAUCGUACUCAGAGGUCAAACAUCAACUGCUGAGUCCCACCUAAAUCUCAGGUCUAAGAGAAAAGUUAAAUCCUUCUUUCUUUCUUUUUUUUUCCGUUGCUGUCACACCCAGAGACGCGCUGUCUGGUGUUUGUCUGAUUCUAUGUCCCUCCAAUGCUGUUAUUGCAUCUUUCCUGCUCGAGUAAUUAGACAAGAGCAGUCCUAAUAUCAUUUAAAAAUGGGCUUGCACUUAUCAUAUGGAGACUCAAUAGUGACAAAAUGCAGUCAAAUGUUAUCAGAUCAUUGUUAAAAAAGCUUACACAUUUAAGUCAACACACCUGUUAGCAGAGUUUGCGAGCUAAUGCUAUUUGAAGCAUUUGAAUUAUAUAGUAGUCUCGUCACGUGAGCGCCAAGAAAACAGGAUACCAUAAAUAAUUGAAUUUGUGUCGACAAGACAAAAAAGGGAAAACUAAAGUCAUUAAAAAUAAAAUGAGCAAGUAAAAGUAGAAGAGUAAAAUGAAUAAAACAUUUUAGAAAUGUAUUCAACUCUCCACUGUAUUUUCCUUUUACUAAUGAGCGGAGUUUGACGAAUCUGGUAGCAUUUUAGUUAGAUUUUUGUCAGUUUCGCGUCUCCAUAUAUUGGUGCUAUGUAGCGUCACUGGUUUCAGGAUACAAAGUAAAAUAGAACUUAUUUAAUGGUGUGAACAAUAGUAUUUUUCUGAAGGCAAGUGUUUGGAUAAUUUCACUUAAAUCAAUGUCUCUUGAAUCAAGGGUGCUGCUGGAAAAAAACUCCCUUAUAUAUCUUUUUUUCACCGCGUUUGUUAUAGAUCGCUGAAAUUUAAGUUGGUUUGAGAAAUAAGUGGAAUUGUCUCGCGGCACUGAGAAUAUUUUUUACAACGCUUUCAGAAAAAUAGAAUUUGACACUAGAUACCAUGAACAAAUGCUGAUGAGCUCCUCCUCCUCCUCCUGGAUCUGUUUAUUUUCCUACAAAACUGAAUCCACCUUCAAAAGGACACCUUUGCACGGUACCAACUGUAACUGUAUAAUCAGAGAGGAAGGACCACAUGGAACAGGUUAUAAAGGCUCAUCCAAACUUUAUUUGGAUUCCCAGCCCAGAUGUUUCUUGGUUAUUUCUUGUGUUACUUUUCAUGUGAAGUGUAAAUCACUGUACAAAUUCCCCACAAGUUUUGUUUUUUCCGUCUGAUACUUUCGCGUUCUUGUGCUUUUUUUUAGGGGAACGUUUUCUUAAUACUCCCUCAACCAUUCAUCUACCUCAGUUUUUCUUUCAUUUUGUCUUGUUUUUGCUUCUUCAAUCUAUUCACAUGUACAGAAAAGCAUCUCUGUCGUCUGUCUGUAACGAUAUAUGGUCAAAUUCAGACCACAAACCAAACCAUUCUGUCCGUGCGUUCCGUGCUAUUAUUCAGGCCCUGAACAGAUAACAACAACAGCAGCUGCUAAUGAUAUGAGAAAGAUUUCACCGCAAUGAGGAUUUUGGGUUUUCUCGGAUACUCUGCUUUCGGACGAGUUGUUGGCGCACGUUUCUCCGUGUUAUUAAGACCUCCUGACCGCUUACCCUUCCCUUUCUCCACGGCCUCCCUCUCCUCUUCACCCUGCUCCGUGUUCAGACCUUCAGCUUGAAGUCUAUCCCUUUGUUUGUUUCUCCCGUGCAUUGCCAUUUCAUUACCGCAUGCGUCUUCUGUUCUGUUUCUGUUUUGUUUUUUUCUCGAAGGACACCCCCGAAAAACCCCAGAUGGUAAAAUUAUUCUAUUCUGUUCUGUUUUUUCCUCUUUUAACCAUCUUCAUGAAAGAUGUUCCUAUCCCAGGUAGCUGUGAAGUGAGAUAUGGACAACACUUUAUUUUGUAUGGCAAUCUGAAAUAAUAUAAUGUGACAUAAAUAUAGCGAUAAAUAACUCGUACUAAACCUGUAAGGCUAUUUGGUUUUUUUCGUCACACAAAUUAAAUAUAAAUAUUUAUUAUAUAAUUUUCCAGCUACCAUUUUGUUUGGAUCGGGAAACGGUGUCAUUUGAGAACAAAACUUCACAUCCAAAACUAUUAUGGGAUUUCUGCUGGGGGGGGGGGGGCAUUGUCUGUUUGCAUUUCACAAAAGAAUGGAUGACUAAGACAUUAGUCUGCAUUGUCACACACUCGAAUGGGCUUAAAUCCUUCCAGAGAGCAGUCUGUUUCUUGUUUUUAAUGAGUGUGGUACCAGUGAGACAAAUGUCUGUCGUACGAGAUGUGUUUGACCUGUUCUUGUUGCUAUAGAAACAACUCUGGUGACUGUGGAUCAAAUUAAAAUGUUUGUUUCUUUCCUUCAUGUCUGUUGACAGAAUACUCUUGAGGGGUUUAUUUUACUGCCAUUACAGGAAUUUGGUACUGCUGCUUGUGCUUAGACCUGUUGCCAUGGUGAUUGUAAACCCAUUACUGUUCCCUCUUUUUUUUUUUUUUCCCUUUGUUCCUUUUUUUUUGAGUCUUCUUCCCACCCUCACAAGGCAGUUUUGUAAUUUCAGGCUGGGAGUCUCAGUGAUGUGGGUACUGAUGUGGACAGAGUCCUCUGGCCCACUCUGACCACAGCACACCACUCACUGCAGGGUUCUGGUGCCAGAUUGGACUGAUGUGAUGAGGUCAGAAUGGGUAUUUCACAGUUUGUGGUCUGAUUUUUACCUCUUAUUUACCACUGGAUUACCUCACGGAGCAGACGUAAAAAAAUAGAACAAAUUUCUUUGUUUUCCAUUACAUGAUGGCCAAUUUGUUACUCAGAUUUUGACGUGUAUAAAUUAUUAUUCAUCGCUUUCCAACUCGUGUUUUAAAUUAAAUGAUCUGUUAUGGUAAGGUUUCAUUUUUGGUUUUCUUUUGUACAUGCUGUUGUAAGAAUAUUUCCUGAUAUCUAUAUAUUCUGAGUACUCGGACAAUGGCUGAAGGGAAAGAGAAUGUCUGUUUCUCUUGUUCUUUUUUCUACACAAGAUUUAAGAUGAAUAAAAAUGUAUGCAAACUGU
Messenger RNA from Solea solea (common sole), 9554 nucleotides. It is a transcript of the gene igf1rb, whose product is annotated as insulin-like growth factor 1b receptor. Gene Ontology annotation, biological process: protein autophosphorylation; positive regulation of phosphatidylinositol 3-kinase/protein kinase B signal transduction; positive regulation of kinase activity. Gene Ontology annotation, cellular component: axon; insulin receptor complex; membrane. NCBI's taxonomy places the organism in Eukaryota, Metazoa, Chordata, Actinopteri, Pleuronectiformes, Soleidae. Gene Ontology annotation, molecular function: insulin receptor substrate binding; ATP binding; insulin receptor activity. The record is from RefSeq and is a predicted model, not a curated record. Bases 857 to 5119 code for a protein of 1420 amino acids. The transcript has 21 exons.